Eublepharis macularius is the source of this 1958-nucleotide messenger RNA. RefSeq names its product phosphoglucomutase 2 (gene PGM2). Gene Ontology annotation, biological process: carbohydrate metabolic process; purine ribonucleoside salvage. Gene Ontology annotation, molecular function: magnesium ion binding; phosphopentomutase activity. Bases 34 to 1863 code for a protein of 609 amino acids. Lineage: Eukaryota; Metazoa; Chordata; Lepidosauria; Squamata; Eublepharidae. The record is from RefSeq and is a predicted model, not a curated record. The transcript is spliced from 14 exons.
GCCUGAGGGACCGGAGAGGCUCGGCUCGGCGCGAUGGCAGCGGCGGCGGCGGCGGAAGGGGCCCGGCUGGCGGCGGCGGCGGCGGAGUGGCUGCGCCGGGACAAGAAUCCCAAAACAAUUGAAAUAGUGAAGCAGAUGGUUGCAGAAGGAAACACGGAAGAACUCCAGAAAUGUUUUGGUUCACGGAUGGAAUUUGGGACUGCAGGACUCAGAGCUGCCAUGGGAGCAGGAACGUCUCAGAUGAACGACUUGACUGUCAUCCAGACCACGCAGGGAUUUUGUAGGUACCUUGAAAAGAGCUGCGGUGAUCUAAAGAAAAAAGGAGUUGUAAUUGGCUUUGAUGCUCGGGCCCAUCCUUCAAGUGGAGGGAGCAGCAAAAGAUUUGCAAGGCUUGCAGCAACAACAUUCGUCACUCAAGGAGUCCCUGUGUACCUUUUCUCCAGUAUAGUGCCAACCCCGUUUGUGCCCUAUGCAGUGACUCAUCUGAAACUUUCUGCUGGAAUUAUGGUUACCGCUUCCCAUAACCCAAAGCAAGACAAUGGAUACAAGGUUUAUUGGGAAAAUGGUGCUCAGAUAAUUGCCCCUCAUGAUAAAGGAAUCGCUCAAGCUAUUGAAGAGAACCUGGAAGUGUGGCCUCAAGCUUGGGAGGACAGUCUGAUUGACAGAAGUCCUCUUCUCCAUGACCCUUAUGCAUCGAUCAACAAGGACUAUUUUAAAGACAUACAGAGACAUUGCUUUUACAGGAAUUUAAACAAGGAAACAAAGCUGAAAUUUGUCCAUACUUCUGUGCACGGUGUAGGCCAUGAAUUUGUGCAGUCGGCCUUUAAUGCAUUUGACUUUAGCCCUCCGUUUGCUGUUCCUGAACAGAAGGAGCCUGAUCCAGAAUUUCCAACAGUAAAAUAUCCAAAUCCAGAGGAGGGUAAAGGCGUUCUGACACUGUCCUUUGCUUUGGCUGAAAAAGUAGGAGCUCAGAUUGUUCUGGCCAAUGAUCCAGAUGCUGAUCGACUUGCUGCUGCAGAGAGACAGGAAAGCGGUGAAUGGAAAGUGUUUUCGGGCAAUGAAUUGGGAGCUCUUUUAGGCUGGUGGAUCUUCACUUGCUGGAAAAAACAGAAUCUGGAUCCUGGCACCAUUAAAGACACUUACAUGCUCUCCAGCACCGUCUCAUCCAAAAUCUUAAGGGCAAUUGCACUUAAAGAAGGUUUCCACUUUGAAGAAACACUGACAGGAUUCAAGUGGAUGGGAAAUCGAGCCAAACAGCUUGGAGACCAAGGGAAAAUAGUUUUAUUUGCCUUUGAAGAAGCCAUUGGGUACAUGUGCAGCCCUCUAGUUCUGGAUAAAGAUGGUGUGAGCGCUGCAGUCAUAACUGCAGAGAUGUCUAGUUUUCUGGCAACCAAGAAUUUGUCUCUGACUCAGCAGCUGAAAGCCAUCUACAAUGAGUAUGGAUGUCAUGUUACCAAAGCAUCAUAUUUUAUUUGUUACGAUCAGAAGACCAUUAAAGAGCUGUUUGAGAAGCUUCGGAAUUAUGAUGGGAAGAAUACUUAUCCAAAGACUUGUGGGAGAUUUUCCGUUUCUGGUGUAAGAGAUCUGACUACUGGCUACGACAGUAACCAGCCUGACAAAAAGGCUGUGCUCCCCACUAGUAAAAGCAGCCAAAUGAUAACAUUUACCUUUAAUAAUGGGGGUGUGGCUACCAUGAGGACCAGUGGAACUGAACCCAAAAUCAAAUACUAUGCAGAGCUUUGUGCCCCCCCUGGAAACAGUGACUUUGAAAAGCUGAAGAAAGAACUGAAUGAACUGGUCCGUGCUAUUGAAGAAUAUUUCUUUGAGCCAGAGAAGAAUAAACUGCAAGCCAAGCCAGAGUGACCAAAGAUGUCUUUGUUUCAGUCCCUACACAUCAACAUGCUUGUUAUGGUUAUGCACAAUGCAGAUCUUUUAUUAAAGAAUCAAGAUUUUAUGAA